AAUGAUAUUUCAGAAUAGUUCUUGAAUUCAGCUUGGAGCAACUUGAAUAAAACAAGUACGCAACUUGUGGAGUAAGCUUGGGGGCCAAGGAAUAACUCUGACACCUUAAUUUUUUGGUGACUAAGGAUAGUCCAUUGGUGAGGGUUCUAGUCUGCAGAGCCCUCUAUGUAUUAGGAAUGUUAGAUGUGUAACCACAUCAAACAUUAUCGAUUACACAAUUAUUCAAUAGUCCCCAGGAGUGGAACUAGCAGCCAGUAUGCUCCGGCCACACUCCCAGGGUGCCCCUUGCUACUUCAUGCUGCUGCCUCUGUAGCUUAAAAACCAACUCCCCACACAGACUGGCCCCCAUCUGCUGCCCUGCGCUGCUGCCUAUGACACAAGUGAGAGGGAUCUGAGGUCCCCACUGUAGUAAGAUGAGGGCCUAAAACAUAAGCCAGUGCAGUACAGGUCUGGUUUGAGGCCUAGCUAACAGUGAACCAGAUAUGGAUAAAGAAAAGUUGAGGUAAGCAGAAAACAACCUUGUUAAAUAAACAAGCUGAGACAGCACAAACCCAGUAGAGAGCAGUAAUUGGGAGCUUAUCAUGAGUUGUAAACACAGAGCUCAUUGAAAAAGGCCAUGAUACCCACUCCCCAUAAAUACUAACUCAGGGUCAGGAAAAAGGUCUAAGAUAAACAACCUGAUAGAUAUUUACUCCCCACAAAUACUAACUCUGGUUAAAGAAAAGGUCAAGCUUAAUACAUGAUGGAUGGAGAUGAUCUAAUCAGUUCAUAAGGUGAUUGGUGGUAGCUUGACAACAUCAGAGAGUGGCAACUUCACACGUCAGCAGUGAUGUGUUUGUACCAGGAUAUAAGGUGGUGUUUUGGGCUACUGUCUCUGAAUGGCCUGGGGGGAAUGGAAGUGUUUCAUUGUGUUGAGCCAUUCCAUUGUUAUGGAGGAGGAAGGGAAGGCGGAGGGGGAGAGUGGUAUAAAUGCAUAGUGGUUCAGUAGAGUCUCUUGACAACUAUUAAUGUAUUUCACUUAACAAUAAACCUAGCCUGGCAUCCUCAAUCCUUAUCUGAUUUGUGGUCUUUGGGGGCUCUCUUGGAGUCUUCUGUGAAGACGAAGUGCACUAGUCUACACGGCACACAUCAUGGAGCACACAUGUGUUUCAGCAUAUGUAGAAGUAUGGUCAUCCAACAGAACCGAGAAUUAUUCAAAAACAUUUGCACAACAACUUCUGGAUAUGGGUGCAAAAGUUUCAAAAACUUUUAACAAACAAGUGACUCAUGUAGUCUUCAAAGAAGGACGUUUGGCUACCUGGAGAAAGGCUCAAAAGACUGGAGUAAAACUAGUUUCUGUACUCUGGGUGGAAAAAUGCAGAGAAGCUGGUGCUCAUGUUGAUGAAUCAUUAUUUCCUGCAAUAUAUACUAAUGAAGGGUUACCCCUUUUAAUUAAAAAACACAAAUGCAUGCAGCCCAAAGACUUCGUUGAAAAAACUCCGGAAAAUGAUAAAAGACUACAAAAAAAAAUUGACCUGAUGGCUAAAGAACUAGAUAUACAAAAAACAGCAACCGAAACCGAUAUACCUGUUUUAUUAUUUGAGGAUGAUGGUUCACUUGCAUAUAGUCCUACAGAUAAAAUAAAAGAUCAGUGCAGUGCAAUGGAAAAGAGAAUAAAGGAAAUGAAGGAGAAAAGGGAAAAUCUUUCCCCUACUGCUUCACAAAUGUCUCAGAUAUCUACAUUUAAUUCAACACAGCCUACAUAUGGAGAAGGUCUUACUGCCACUUCAGCGAGUGCUUUGCUGCCAGAAGAGCACAUCAGUGAUUCUUUAAACUCGAGUUUUGGUGAUCUUUGGGGAAACUGUAAAUACAAAAAUCAGAAACCAAAACCAACUCGAAAUGAUAUUUAUGUAUCUACAGCUGUAUUAGAGCAUCCUCUGUUUUCCAGUAGUGACCAAGGGGACUUAACUCCAAAAUCAACUAAUAGAAAACAUUUAAACAAACUAAGUAUGCAACGUUCUCUGGAAAGUAAAAAGAGAAAAUCUAAGGAGUCUCCUAACCUAAAUCAGACUGGUGAAAAUCAUCUGACUUGUGAAUUGGUUUCAAACAAAAGUUCUUGUGUCCAAGAAAAAAACUUUAGUCCCAUCACUCUGUACCCCAAAAUGGUCCAGUUGAAAGCUUCUGCAGUUACCAUGAGCAAUCAGUCUGAUUCAUUAAUGAGCAGUGCAGAUUCUAUUAAUAUGCAUGCAGUUGACAUAAAUAUUCCUGUUGACAGAGAGGAUUGUAGUGUCAGAUACAAAAUACAAGGGAAGACUGAGAGAAAGAGCAUAAAAUUAACCACCUCAGCAUUAUGUAAGGUAGGGUCUGAAAAUGAAUUUCUUCUAGCAAUGACCACACGUAACAAAUCAUCAGAAAUAGAGGAAGCUUCAUAUGAAGAUUUCUUUUCUCCUUCUAAUUUGAAUAAAAGUAAAAAGCAAAUAAAAGACUUUCCUUUGCAAGUUCAGCAGAAAUUGCCAAGUACUCCUGAAAUAAGUUGCAAAAGAGGCUUUCUAAGCCACAAACGAGAGAGAUUGUUUGAAGGGUCAGAUAAACAGUGUGUUGCUCUUUUCAAAAAAAGAAGAACUGGUAAGACAAUUGGUACAUCAACAGAGGAUGACUGCAGGAUGACUGAAGGUUCAGAAAGUACGGUGACUGUGACUUUAAACUGCAUGUCAGGUGGAGUUAACGCUGAGUCAGCAGAAGCCCUGGGUUCUAGCACUCUGAAUCAAUUUCAGCAGAGUCUUCAGAAUAUAUCCUGCAGAACCAGCGUGAAUAGCUGCCCUCAAACUAUUGAAACUAGAUUACCAGAAAAAAACGCUGCUUUGAUGGCAUCAGAUUCAAGUGACAAAAAGGGUGCAGUGGAGCCACAAGAACACCCACUUACUUCUCUAGACUCUACAGAUAUAGAAAAGUCAACAGGGGAAAAAAAGGAAAUCCUGCUUAAAAAUUGCAAUCCAAGUAUUGAAAAUGAAAUUUCAGUAUGUGAGACUAUAGAUGCCUCUGGUGAAGUUUUUAAUAAAAACAAGAAUAAACCCAGUCGGGAAUCAAAGAAAACUGGGAGAGUCAAAAAGCCAACAAGAACAUUAGUCAUGACAAGCAUGUCCUCUGAGAAACAGUGUGCAAUGAUUCAGGUGGUGAAUAAACUGGGAGGCUUCUUGUUUUCGGAUGAUGUAUGUGAAACGACUACUCAUGUGGUUACAGGGAGUCCUCGCCGCACCUUGAAUGUAAUACUGGGAAUUGCCCGGGGUUGCUGGAUUGUGUCUUACGAAUGGGUACUGUGGUCUCUGGAAUGUGGACAUUGGAUUUCAGAGGAACCAUAUGAAUUGUCAACCAACUUCCCUGCAGCUCCUAUCUGCAGACUUCAACGCCACCUAUCAUCAGGAAAGUAUCAGCAGAACCUCCUUUCAAGCCAGCCUGUAAUGUUUAUAUCUCUUACCAGUCAACCACCAUGUGACAGGCUAAGUGAACUUAUACAGUUGUGUGGAGGAAAAGUAUGUAAAACCCUGCGUCAGGCCAAAAUCUAUAUUGGAGAAUAUAUGGGAAAGAAGCAACCUGAAAUAAAAUAUUUAUCAGAAAAAUGGAUAUUAGAUUCCAUCACUCAACAUAGGAUAUGCCCGCUGGAAAACUACCUGUUCCAGAAGUAAGCUAACUCACAAGCCUUCUUAUGGUUGUGAAGAAAUUAGCAAAGGUGUCCAGUUUAUAAUUAAGUAAAAAGCUGGACCAACAGAGAAGAUUUUACAAAGAGACAGUAAUGGAGUUCCAGAGAAACAGCCAGAAUUUUGAUAUAGUGUGGUUAGUCUCAUGUAAGUGUUUGUGAAAUGAAAUCUUUCAAUUAAUCUUUUCUAAUAAGGUAUUUACCCAAUAAAAUACUUUUGCUUUGUAUUUAUUUGUACAAGAUGCAAUUCUUUGGGUCUCCUUCUGGCCUCAUGUACAGGCAUUACACACUGGGGCAAGAUUUUCAAAAGCACCUAAAUGACUCAGGCUCCCGGACCCCCUUUUCAACCUAAGAAACAGUCAGUCACUCAGGUGCUUUUGAAAAGAUUACCCUGUUGUAAUCAUUACAAACAAACAAACAAACACAUACAAAUC
Pelodiscus sinensis (Chinese soft-shelled turtle) is the source of this 4107-nucleotide messenger RNA. NCBI's taxonomy places the organism in Eukaryota, Metazoa, Chordata, Testudines, Trionychidae. The record is from RefSeq and is a predicted model, not a curated record.